This is a messenger RNA of Fomitiporia mediterranea MF3/22, 689 nucleotides long. RefSeq lists its product as uncharacterized. Gene Ontology annotation, molecular function: copper ion transmembrane transporter activity. The transcript is spliced from 4 exons. Gene Ontology annotation, cellular component: plasma membrane. Gene Ontology annotation, biological process: intracellular copper ion homeostasis; copper ion transmembrane transport. The record is from RefSeq and is a predicted model, not a curated record. Bases 57 to 590 code for a protein of 177 amino acids. Lineage: Eukaryota; Fungi; Basidiomycota; Agaricomycetes; Hymenochaetales; Hymenochaetaceae.
ACAGUCGACAACUCAUACUAUUGGCUUAUAUCAUAACUCUGAAUUUCAAUUAUACGAUGAAGUCCUCGCUAGACUGGUUGAUUGUGCUACUGGCUUUUGUGCAGCUCGUCUUCGCUCAUGAUAAUGGAAUGGACAUGAGCAUGGACGGUGCCAUGAGCCUAUCGGCAGGAAACAUGCUCUCGUAUCUGCACUUUACACCAGGAGAUGUCGUCUGGUUUCAGGGAUGGGUUCCUCGAAGCACUCGCACAAUGGUCGGUGCAUGCAUCGGACUCUUCCUCCUUGCGAUAUUUGAGCGUUGGCUUGCGGCUUUUCGAGGACUAUCUGAAGCACAUUGGCUCAAACAUGCUCAAAUGGAAGCCUCAAACAAACCUAACACGACUCAACGACGUUCUCUCCUCUCCAUACUCUCUCAAGUCCCUGUUUACGACAUGCCCCGCGGUGUCGUACACGCUGCACAGUCCGCUCUCGAAAUCGCAUUCAUGCUCAUCGUUAUGUCUUACCAAGUCGGCUUUAUCAUAGCACUCGUUGCUGGUCUCGGCGUAGGAGAAGCGCUAUUCGGACGCUUCAAUGUGCAUGCUCACCUCUUGUAGCGGCUCAAUUUCAUUCCUUAUCACUUCGCGUGCAAGUAAAGCCUAUUGUACAGCUGGUUCAUGCUCAGGCUGCGUUUUCGUUGAUUGCUUACAGACCUG